Messenger RNA from Suillus clintonianus, 1708 nucleotides. RefSeq lists its product as uncharacterized. The transcript has 3 exons. Bases 118 to 1521 code for a protein of 467 amino acids. The record is from RefSeq and is a predicted model, not a curated record. Gene Ontology annotation, molecular function: FAD binding. NCBI's taxonomy places the organism in Eukaryota, Fungi, Basidiomycota, Agaricomycetes, Boletales, Suillaceae.
GGAGACUUUUCCAUGCACUGCAGCAGCUGCCGCAUGAUCCGCGUCUUCAGCCGGGCAGCAUAAAAGUCGACUAUAAUGGUGUAGCUGUUCGCACCAUCCCUUUCCAUUCUACACAGUAUGGCCACCAUGACUAUGCCAAACAGUACAACUGUUUUGAUCGUUGGUGCAGGACCCUCUGGUCUUGUUGCAGCGCUUUCUCUCCUCCAUCAUGGCUUUAAGGAUUUCGUCAUUGUGGAUGCUGUUGAGCAAGGUGAGAAUACCUCACGCGCUCUGGUCGUUCAUGCCGCGACGUUAGAGGCGCUGGACACCAUUGAUUGCGGGGAAGAAAUCGUGGCGAAGGGAACUAAAACCAGGAUUGUCAAGUUUGGCAACCGCUCGUCACCACUUGUUACUACCGACCUCACGUCUCUCGAUAAACACACCCGCCACCCAUAUGCCCUCAUCAUCCCACAGAAUCUUACCGAACAUAUUCUCGGCGAGAAAUUCAAAGCCUAUGGUGGGAUAGUUCACCGCCCAUGCAAAGUCGCCUCCUUGAGGAGGAACGAAAAUGAUGACCGUCUCACUGAUGUCACAUUCGAAGAUGGGAAGAUCAUCACUGCAAAGUAUGUCGUCGGCGCAGAUGGCGCUCGUUCUGUUGUUCGUCAGAUGGCGGGUAUCGGUUUUACAGAUCCUAAGACUGGCGAGAGGGGUGAUAGGAUUACCAACCUGGCUCAAAUGGUCCUUGCGGAUAUUAUAUACGAAGGUGGAGACGACACCAAGGUGGAAUUUUCAGGCACAAUGACACCCGACAGCUUCUUCCUUUGCGUGCCUAUGCCAAACUCAUUCAAUGAAUUCCUCGCCAUGAAUGGGCAGGAAGUCAAGGGUACAAUAUACCGUAUUGGCUCGGGUGUUCCUCUGGUGGAUGGGGAGAUUCCACAUUCACCAAGCAAGGAAUAUCUACAGAAUCUCAUUGAUCGGUUUGGGCCCACAAAUCUCUCAUCAGUUCCUUCAGUCAAUCCCAACUCCAAACCAGUACGCAUCAAGGAAGUUAUAUGGUCAACUCGGUUCCGCACGCAUUCCGCCAUCGCUGACAAGGCAUUUACUCGCCUUGGCGAAGACGAGCUCCAGGGUGCUACCAUAGCGGCUGAUGACUCCACCAUGAAACACGGUGGCAUCAUCCUUCUCAUUGGUGAUGCGGCGCACAUCCACUCUCCCGCUGGCGGUCAGGGCAUGAACCUUGGCGUCCGCGACGCAGUGUUCCUUGGAGAGGCUCUGAUGAAGCACAUAAACGCAUCUGCUUCGCAACCCGACACUGAUUAUAUCUUGCGCAAAUUUGGAGAGGAGAGGCAUGAACGCGCACUAGAAGUGAUUGCGUUCACCAAGACACUGCUUUCACUUCUGGGGACAAAAGAUGAGAAGAUAUCAUGGUGGUUUCCAAUCUCGGCUACUACUGUGCGAGACUGGGUGAUGUGGGUUGGCGGAAAGCUUGGCUUCAUGCAAGCGAGGAUGGCGUGGUCGAUGAGCGGACUGGGGAGGAGAUAAUAGGCAUUUCUUGUGGAUGUAAUUUAAUCGUGCUCAGACUACUUACCUUCACCUCUCCGUUUUAAUUUUUGAUAAUGACACACGUACGUUCUUCUGGAAAACGAUUAAAAUCAUGUAGGGUUCUGCAUCGGACUUAGGUACAGCAUUCGCGUGUUAUUCUCGAACGCCGAGGAUGAGGCGUGGUCCC